Molecule: messenger RNA, 2045 nt
Organism: Pleuronectes platessa (European plaice)
Lineage: Eukaryota; Metazoa; Chordata; Actinopteri; Pleuronectiformes; Pleuronectidae
Gene: tmed8
Product: transmembrane p24 trafficking protein 8
Exons: 6
Coding region: 150-959 (269 amino acids)
Cellular component (GO): Golgi membrane
Source: RefSeq, a predicted model, not a curated record
UCUUCACAGACAGUGUUUCUCUCCCGGCAGCAGCAGCAGCAGCAGCAGCAGCAGGAACCGCACCGUGGAGGUGUGUGACAGGGCCGCAGUGACAUGGAGGCGUCUCCUCUCAUGGCCUCAGCUGGAUACGAGUGACACGGUGUCAAGCCAUGGAGAGAUUGGAGGCGACAUCAGAGCUCCAGUCCCGGCUGUCAUCCCUCUCCUUCUCGUCUUUCCCCGGGGUAACAUCCAACCAGUGCGACACCAGCCCGCUGGAAAGUCUCCAGAAUACAGAUCUGUCAAAGAGCCAACCCCAAACAGACGACCAGGCUGACAUGGAGGAAAUCAAGGAGGAUUCGGGGCAGCGUUCAGAGGGUAACGAAGAGGCCCCUGCUGAGCCGGCCCCGGGGGACGGAGGCGAGGAGAACAACAGCACUGGGAGCUGUCAACUCUCCACUGAGAUGAAACCCCAGAUGCCGCCCCUGGAGCCGCCGACAACAUGGACAUCUGCGACACUGAAGGAGCUGAAGGCGAAGCUCCGAUCGGAGCCGGACAGCGUGGUGACGGUGUACCGGGGCGACAUCAUGACGGUUCACAUCCCCACUGUCCCCGAGGCCAAGAAAGUGAGCUGGGAGUUCGCCACAGACGGUUACGACAUUGGCUUUGGCAUCUACUUUGACUGGACUCCUGUCACAAACCGGUCCAUCACGGUGCACAUCAGUGAGUCAAGUGACGACGAGGAUGAAGAGGAGGACCUGGAAGGGCCUGUCAGUAACGGAGACGUGGAGAAGGGCUCCAAAACCCAAACCAACUCAAACCUUGCCGAAAUCUUACCGGUCUAUCGCCAGGACAGUCACUUGUCCGUCUUCGGGGGGAGCCACGAUUUUCCAGGUGAAGGAACCUACCUGCUGAAGUUCGACAACUCAUACUCACUGUGGCGAAAUAAAACGCUUUACUACAGGGUUUAUUACAGUGCCUGAGAUGCCGCUCUAACGUUAAAGAAUGUUACUCCUAUCAACAUUGAAUUAUUUUUGAUUUCGUACUAUGAAAAUGAAGUUAUAAUAUAAAAGGUUAAAUAUAGGCAUAUCUAUUUUUUAUCACUUUUAGCUUGUGUUGCUACAUGUUGAGUCCACAUUAUAUUGUCUGAUAGUUUUGAACGCAGCAUUUGCUCCGACGUCUCGCUGAUAGAUAUUUGAAGAAGUCCUGCGUAUGUGCCAUGUUCCCAUGUUUGCACUGUGCUGCUUGGUCAAGUGCCCGUCAGAAAACUUACAUUGUCUUCAGCUUUAACACUUCUAUGGUAGCAGUGAUCAGGGAAUGCCUGCACAGAAUAUAUCUCACCAGGCUGGUUUCUUCAUCAGCAGCGCUUUAAAAGGAAAAUUGAGGUUUUCUGUUGCGGAUGUGUCUGUGUGCACUUUCUACCGUUACGAUUGUUCCUUUGCUUUGUGGUUGCUGCUUGUGUUUAUCCUCCUGCCCUGCGCUCGUAUACAUUUCUUACAUAUUUGUGUUCAAUUCAACGUAGAAAAACAAUCUGCAGAGACAUGUCCCCUGUCCGUGUUGGUCAAAAAGGUCAUAAGUUGAAUGUCCUUAUGCAACAGUUUCUCAGUUAGCUUUUUAUGACACAAAUAAAAGCCAUCCCUUAUCACAGAAAGCUCUUAUUAUGUAAUAUAGAUUCAAUAUUUACUUUUGCCCCCCCCCUUCUUUAAUUUGCUGUUUCGGAGGUCGGGAGCAGUUGUAAUAUUUAAUCUAGAUGUAUUUUGUGCACAGGUCUAUGUCAGUGAAAAUCAGCGUGUUUGUUUUCGAGACUCCUCAGUGCGUCGGGCAUCACUUCGGAUCCGAUUGUGGUGGAAAAGCUUUGUUUCGUCCUUGUUUUUCAAAUUCAGUGCUUUUACCAUGUUCACUUGUGCAUGUGUUUCCAAAGAUGUCACAGGUUUGGCUGCUAACGCCCUAAACAAUGUAAAGCAACAGGUUUAAAGCAUCCCUUGUUUGCUGUACUGUACCGUUCACUGUAAGUUAUGAUAUUUGUUCCUGAAAUUUAUAUAACACAAUAAAGAAGAGAUUGUCUAGUU